This is a messenger RNA of Penaeus vannamei (Pacific white shrimp), 2931 nucleotides long. The record is from RefSeq and is a predicted model, not a curated record. NCBI's taxonomy places the organism in Eukaryota, Metazoa, Arthropoda, Malacostraca, Decapoda, Penaeidae.
UUGAGAAGUUGAAUGCAUGAUACAGUUUGGACACAGAAUUCCCUGAAAAUGCCCGAGCCAAGACCUCGCGCCCCGCCCUGUGGUUGAGCAUGUGAGGGCGAGCGGAGCAUGAGCCCAGCGCUCUCGUGUACCCGCGGCUGCGAGACCCUGCGAGCGUAGAGAGGGAGGCGGAGCCAAGACAGCGUGGGCGUACAGACAGCGUGGGCGUGAGGGCAAGAAGCCAGAGGCGGCGGUAGCAAGGCUGGUGAUGGUGAGGGCGGCGAGGGAAAGGCCCUGGGGCAUGGGCGGGCCGCCGCGCCACACGUGAGGGAGUUGCCCUGCCCGUGAGCGGUUCGAGGACGCCCCCGCGCCGCGCUCUGGCCACGCCCCUGGCCCCGCCCCUGGCCACGCCCCCUGCCGCCAUGCUGAAGCAGCCCGGGGGCACAGACGCCGCCAUGUGCGUCCCCGACGAGCGCCCCCGCAAGAAGCUGUCCUUCCGCGAGCCCGAGGUCGUCGCGCCCUCCAGGAACGGCGGCCACGCCCACGGCGCCUCCCUCAGGCACCCGCCCCCGAGCCCCGCGCACUCGGCCCUGCACGCCCCGCACCACUCGCACCACGCCCUCCGCCACAGCAUCGGCCGCCCGCACAGUAUCGCGGGCAUCGUGGGAUUGGGCGGCCUGAGCGCCCUGGGCGGCGUGCCGGGCGUGGCCAACCCCGGGCCGGUCGGGCGCAGUGCGUCACCUCGCCCGGCGCCGCCAGCGUCUCGGGCGUCACGGCCAUGCUGGGCAACCCCGGCCUGCUCGGCCCGCCCUGCGUGCCCGGCGUGCUGCCCGGCCCCGCCACGCCCAUCCUCACCCCGCCACCAGCCCCACCCACGCCCGCGCCGCCCCGGCCAAGGGCGGGCCUGGCGCCCAGCCGGCGACAGCCAGUGGCAAGUCGGCGGCGCCCUCGCUCCCCUCCGCGGCGCCGGCGAAGGCCGCUCCCCCGCCCGCGCCCACCAAGCCCGGCGGCACUCCGCCCGCCGCCCCAGCGCUGAGGAUGUCGGCCGCUCAGCCUCCCACGCCCCCGGGAAGGCGGCUCCCAGCCCGCUGGCCACGCCCACGCCCAAGACACCUGUCAGCCCCGGUUCCUCCAAGGGCGGCGCAUCGCAGCAGGCGGCGCCCUUGGGCAAGGCGCUGCCCCCGACCGGCAGCCGGCCGCCGGGCCAGGCGAAGCCCACCAAGCCGGCCUCCAGAAACAGCUCCCUCAAGAAGCAGAGGCCGUCGCCGCUGGCGGGCGUGCAGCAGGCCGUCGCCUUCCUCACGGAGCGCGGCCUCACCAACGGCCGCCCGCGCUCCGUCCACGGCGACGCCGCCUCGCCCGCCGCCGCCGCCGUCAGCCUCGAGGACAUCGACUUGGAGAGUCAGGCCAUGAGAAUAGUGAGAACAGUCGGCCAGGCGUUCGAGGUGUGCCACAAGAUCUCCGUCAAGGACACGCCUCCUUCGCCCGAGCCAGCCGAAGACGAGGCCAGCGAGCACGGAUCCGAACUGUCAACAGAUAAGCCUAGGAAAGAUUUGCUAGACACGGAGAGCGGGCAGGAGGACCUGGUCACCCUCACGCCCUCGGACACCGUCAACGAGGACUCCGUAGAGCUCCUGCCGCAGCGACCCAACAAGCUAGAGCCUCUCGCGCCUCCGGUGGGAUCAGACAUCCUCUCAAAGAGUGUGGGCGAGACCUACGCCUCCCCCCUGAGCGAGCCCCUGCCCUCGGGUGACACUCUACCGCAGGCGGGCACACCGCUGUCUGUGCAUCACGAACUACAACUGAUGCGGGAACAGCUGGAACAGCAGCAACAGCAGACGCAGGCGGCUGUGGCGCAGGUGCAUCUCCUCCGGGAUCAGCUCGCGGCGGAAACUGCUGCGAGACUUGAAGCUCAGGCCCGCACACACCAGCUCCUCGUCCACAACAAGGAGCUGCUCGAGCACAUCCAGGCGCUGGUGCUGCAGGUGCGGGACCUCGAGGUGAAGCUGUCCGGCCAGCAGAGCGCCACGAUGCCCUCCACGCAGCUGCUCCCGACGCCGCCGGAGCUAAAGGCACAGCUCUUGGUGCCCGGCGCCAGCCCUGGCCACACCAGCCAGCUGGCGGCGGCGUUGGACCUCGGCGGCGCCGCCCCGCUCUUCCGCCCCCCGGAACCCCCGCCCACGCCCUCGCCCGGCUUGGCCCAGCAGUCGUUCCUCUUCCCCUCACCCACCUCCCCAACCAACUCCGCCCCCUCCCUCCUGGGGACGCUGCAGCUGCCGAUCCUGGCGCAGGACCCCAGCUCGGCCCCCCACUCCCGCGAGCCCUCCCCCCGCGUCCCCUCUCAGGGGCCGCUCAUCCACCCCCUCCCCGUUUGGGCCACCGAGGGCGGCCGCGGCGGGGAGGUAACUCUGGCUGUGCCCCGACAGGACCCCCUCUCCGCCCCCAAGCUGCAAGGGCUGCCCCGGCCCCGCGGCGCGCAGCGCUACGAGGACUGCAGUAGCACGCCCUCCCUCAGCAGCGAGAGCGACCCCAAGCGCGACAGCAGCGGCCAGUCGUCGGGCGAGAGUGUGACGCAGGCCGUGGCGCAGCUGUACGCCCUGGAACCGCAGCGGCUGGCGCAGGUGCCGGAGGACGCCGUGACGCUGGGCCCGUACGGGCCGACGCCGCUCGGGACGCCGCGCAACCUCAACGGGCCCAUCACCCGCACCGCCAGCGAGCGCGUCUCGCGACAGGAGACCCUGGCGCAGCUGCAGCGCAUGGCGUGGGCGCGACACACCACCAAGUGAGGCCGCCGCGAGGAGCCUCAAGGGACGGUCUGCUCGGCCCGGUCAAGAACGCAAUCAACUCUUCCGUCGCUCCAUCCCUGAAUAAUCAAAACAAAACAGACAAGUGCUGUGAAUAGAAAAAAAAAUCGCAGAAUAGUAAAAAAAAAAAAAAAAAAAAAAAAAAAAA